Messenger RNA from Saccharomycodes ludwigii, 1233 nucleotides. RefSeq lists its product as uncharacterized. The transcript has a single exon. The coding region runs from base 1 to 1233 and encodes 410 amino acids. Lineage: Eukaryota; Fungi; Ascomycota; Saccharomycetes; Saccharomycodales; Saccharomycodaceae. The record is from RefSeq and is a predicted model, not a curated record.
AUGGAAAGUGCACUUUUUGAACCUAAUUCUGAUUUUAGGAGAAAGCCUAAUUCAGGCGAAAAUGAGUAUAAACAAAAUGAUUUAAGUGGUAUCAUUGAAGAUAGUGCUGGUAGAAAGCCUAAUUCCUUAUCGAAUGUCGAUAGACACACUAUUACUACCAAUAAUAAUACUCAUAGUAAUAAUAAUAACGAUAAUUAUAACAGCAAUUCUACUAAUCAUAAUGAUAAUGAUAAUAUUUAUAACAAUAAUAGCAAUAACAAUAAUACUAUUAAUAAAAAUAUUAAUGGUUCUGAAAAAAGACUAACCAGUCGUCAAUGGUUUUACGAAGAUCAGCAACGAUUUAUUGAUUUUAUAAUGAUUUUAAUCGACCAAUUAACUUGGACAGACCAUUUGAAUUUUACUUAUGCUUUAAAAUUAUUAAGAGAAAACUACAAUUAUCCAUUUGUGGACAGUAAGACGUUGAAACAUAGAUAUAAUGAAUUGAUUUCUAAUUAUUAUCAAAAACAGCAUACCCAUGAGACAUUAACUGAAAUUGAUCACAAAGUUGGGUUGUUUUUACAAAAGAAGCAUCAAAGUGAUUUAAAAAGGUCUAAGAAAUCUAUUCCUGCUGCUAACGACAGUAAGAAUGCUACGGAAAGUUAUAAUGGUGUUGUUACCGCACAAAAGCCAUCUCUAAAUAAAACGAGUCAUGGUAUUCCAAAAAACAACGAUUCUAGUGCUAUUACUGCUUAUAACCCGCAGUACCAAUCUUCCUUAUUGCAUAAAUUUAAAGUAAGCAAAACAUCAUCGCCAAACACUAAUAAAACAAGUAAUUAUAACAACAUCAUGCCCACGAAUGUUAAAGCAGCAUCGGCACUCUCAUCGUCUCCCUCUCCGUCUUCUCCUUCACCUGCUUCCUUUCCCUCUGCAUCGGUUGCAGCAUUUAAUACUCCCUCUGAUUUUGUGAGUAAAAUCGAUAAUUUGGAAGAAUCUUUGAAUGGUGUUGUUAAAAUCAUUGAGAAUAAUUCAACAAUAGAAGAACUGAAGUGGGACCAGUACUUAAAAAAGGAAGAAAACAAUAAUAUUACUUUAAACAACUUGGUUAAAGAGAUUAUAAAUAUAAACCAAUUGAUUUCACAGGAGUCUAGAGAUAUUAAAGAUGGAAUGAAACAGCUUUCUGAAGAGUUGAAUAGCAUUGGAAGAAGGAUAAGUAAUUUAGAGGAGGAAAGAGCAAGAGAGAGAGGGGAUAGAUAA